Gossypium arboreum is the source of this 1183-nucleotide messenger RNA. Its product is annotated as F-box/LRR-repeat protein At3g59200-like. Gene Ontology annotation, molecular function: protein binding. NCBI's taxonomy places the organism in Eukaryota, Viridiplantae, Streptophyta, Magnoliopsida, Malvales, Malvaceae. Bases 281 to 1183 code for a protein of 300 amino acids. The record is from RefSeq and is a predicted model, not a curated record. The transcript has a single exon.
GAUGAAUUCAUUGACUCCUUUGAAUUGCCAGUUACUGCGCUCCCUCCAAAUUACGCAGAUGUAAGCACUCCAUACCAAUUUCAGAACCACUGUGAUUCAAUGCUGUGACUUCAUCUUCUUUCUCAUUAUUCCGCCUUCUUGCUUUUCUUCCGCUACUGCUUCUUCGAGAAAAAAAAUUCUUCAUCUUAAAGGUAAAAGAAAGAAAAUCUUGUAGGAUUGGCAACGUUUCAAGGUUCUGAGAUUAUUCCUUAUUCCACUUCUUGAGGGCUUUCCAAUUGCUAUGCAAGUGAAAAUGGAGAAUGUAGACAGGAUUAGCAAUUUACCCGAUUCAAUUCUUGGUUAUAUUCUCUCUUUUCUUUCUACAAAAGAAGCUGUUGCAACCUCCAUUCCAUCUUCCAAGUGGAGAUAUCUUUUUGCUUUAGUUUCUAAUCUUGACUUUGAAUUGGACGAAAGCAGCCAAAUGCUUAAAAUUUCCACCAUUAAAAGUUUCAUGUGUUUCGUCGACAGAGUGCUGUUUUUCCAUAAUACGGCAAACAUCAAUGCAUUCCGUCUCAGGUGCGGGAAAAGGGUUGACUCGGAUCGUGUUUACGGCUGGAUAUCUGCUGCAAUUUGGCGUGGGGUUAAGCAUCUUGGUUUAAGCAUCUCUCUUGACAACUUCACUUUGCCUGGUGUUUUGUUUACUUGCACCACAUUGAUAACCUUGAAACUGGAGACUAAUCUUGUUUUGAAUGUUCCAAAGGAUGUUUGUUUACCCAAUCUAAAGAUUCUUCAUCUCAAAUCAAUCAUGUUUCCGAAUGAUGAUUCAGUUGAAAGCCUUGUCUCCAGUUGCAUUAGUCUUGUAGAACUGAUCAUUUGUAAUUGCAGCACCAAGAAGUGUAAUAUUUCCCACAAUUCGCUCAAGGUAUUGGAAAUAAUUCGGUCUGUACUUUAUGGUUCCCUAGUGAUUGAUACCCCAGCUCUAGCCUACUUCAAUGACACUUACUGUGUUGCAAGAGAGUAUUCACUCAAGAAUCUGCAGUCUCUUAUCAGAGCCGAUAUUGCUUUUCUAGACAUCAGAUUUGACAGUCAUCAAACUAAAGCAACAGCAUUUUUUGAAGGAAUCUCUAAUGUUAAUAUACUUGUUCUAUCAUCUUCUUCUCUCAAGGUUUGUUUCUUGAUAACUUCGCUAUCACAAAGUACCUAA